CCAUAAUCAUCCAAUUUUUCAUCAUAUCUCGUUAAUUGGAGUAUACGUCCUCCUGAAACCCUAACUAACCUUUUUCGAUCUCCGACCUAUGGCUCGUACGAAGCAGACCGCCCGCAAAUCCACCGGCGGUAAGGCGCCCCGGAAGCAACUCGCCACCAAGGCGGCUAGGAAAUCGGCCCCUACGACCGGCGGCGUGAAGAAACCCCAUAGGUAUCGUCCCGGGACGGUCGCUCUCCGUGAGAUCCGCAAGUACCAGAAGAGCACGGAGCUCCUCAUCCGUAAGCUGCCAUUCCAGCGGCUGGUUCGCGAGAUCGCACAGGAUUUCAAGACGGAUCUGCGCUUCCAGAGCCAUGCUGUUCUGGCGCUUCAAGAAGCUGCGGAGGCGUACCUGGUCGGGCUCUUCGAAGACACCAAUCUUUGCGCCAUACAUGCGAAGCGCGUGACGAUCAUGCCAAAGGAUAUUCAGCUCGCUCGCCGGAUACGAGGCGAACGCGCUUAAUUUGAUGUAAUCUUUUAAUUUUCGGGAAAACUUAGUAUUAAUAUCUGUUAUCUGGAAAACAAUAGUGGGGUAGACCUUGUCACGUUAUGUUAGAUUGUUUGUAAUUAAAUUCGUGGGCCUGUUGUGCUUAUUAUUUAAUUAAUCGGCGGUGUCUUGCUAGUUCUUCUACCA
This is a messenger RNA of Zingiber officinale, 670 nucleotides long. Its product is annotated as histone H3.3. Gene Ontology annotation, molecular function: DNA binding; protein heterodimerization activity; structural constituent of chromatin. The coding region runs from base 89 to 499 and encodes 136 amino acids. The record is from RefSeq and is a predicted model, not a curated record. The transcript has 2 exons. Gene Ontology annotation, cellular component: nucleosome. NCBI's taxonomy places the organism in Eukaryota, Viridiplantae, Streptophyta, Magnoliopsida, Zingiberales, Zingiberaceae.